CAGGCAGUGAGGAGGCGCCACCAUGGAGCAGUUUGAACAGUUGCUGACCUGCGCCAUAUGUUUGGACCGAUACCGUAACCCAAAACUACUACCAUGUCAGCACUCAUUUUGCAUGGAGCCCUGUAUGGACGGGCUGGUAGACUACGUCCGGAGACAGGUAAAAUGCCCCGAAUGCAGAGCAGAGCACCGCAUCCCCUACCAGGGGGUGCAGGGCUACCCCACCAAUGUCACCCUGCAGCGCUUCCUCGAGCUGCACAUCGAGAUCACCGGCGAGCUGCCCGACCCCACCAGCGGGCAGAUCAUGGAGCGCUGCAACGUGUGCUCCGAGAAGGCCUACUGCUCGGCCUGCGUGCACUGCGACAAGAAGAUCUGCGGCGACUGCAAAGGCGCGCACAUGGACAUCCUGCGGCGCGAGAUCUCCCGCAUCAACAACCAGAUCCGCCGCGCGCUGCACCGCCUGCAGGACGCGCUGGCGCUCGUCGAGAAGAACCAGUGCAGCCUGCUGCAGAACUGCAGCGCCGUGUCCGAGGAGGUGGACGAGAUCUACCGCCGCCUCAACAAGGCGCUCAAGGACCGCACGGAAUAUCUGCGCGGUGAGAUCGACCGCUACCUGUCGGUGGAGCAACGCAACCUAUGCACGCUCAAGGAGAACCUCGAGCAGGAGAUCUCCAACAUCCAGAGCAACUGCGACCUGGCCGACAAGCACAUGACGGAGAACGUGGAGUGGGACGAUUGCGAGCUGAUGGACGCCAAGGAGAUCUUCCUCAAGACGGUGGAGUUCAUCCGGAACUUCGAGUACGAGAACGCGGACUACGCGCGCCGCGUGCGCUUCACCAUGGCGCACGACCCCAACCAGCUGGUGCUGCACGUGGCGGGCUACGGCGAGCUCACCAUCAACAUGCCGCACCAGCACGGCGUGGGGCCGGGCGGCGGCGUGGUGGGCAGCGCGAGCACGGGCGGGCUGCUGGCGCCGCCGGGCGGCGGGCCGGGCCUGAUGCGCUCCAAGAGCGACCACCGCCUGGCGUCGCAGUUCCGCCAGCAGGAAGAGGAGGCGCAGCCGGCGCGACCGACGCCUGCUUGGCGACACGGACGCGGCGGCCCGCGGCCGGCCGCUCUCCCCGCUGGCGGCGGCGCUUCGGCGCCGCGGCCCCCGCCAGCCCCGCCGACCGCUACGAUUCCUCCUCGGCAGGUACGGCAGAGGCGGCGGCGGUGGCGACGCGGCCGACGACUACCGCGGGGAGUUUCGAGUCCCGUAGACAACGAGGGCGGGCGCGCGGGCCGCUACCGCUCGCGCUUCACUCGCGCACCUGGGCGGAGGCAACGGCGACUCGGACCCGACGCGCAGACCGGCGCUCCGUGCGCUUCUCGGGCGACGCGGACGCGCCACCACAAGGAGCGCGAGCGCGUGCUCGACACCGAGGACGUGUCGCGCGGCCCGCUGUCGGGCAUCCACGCCGCUCCUACGACUCGCCGCGCGUCAUGA
Gryllus bimaculatus (two-spotted cricket) is the source of this 1483-nucleotide messenger RNA. NCBI's taxonomy places the organism in Eukaryota, Metazoa, Arthropoda, Insecta, Orthoptera, Gryllidae. The record is from the annotation of a GenBank genome assembly.